AUGUACCCAGUCCCUCAACUCAUCGAACGUAUAGAUCAGGCUGGCCCGUCACUUACUCCCAUUCUUCUUUUCAACUUCUUCGCCAUAUUAGCCCUCGUCAUCCUCAUUGUUAGCAUCCUUGUGGCCUGGUUCUCUGGAAUUCAAAGGGUCAAAACGUGGUACCUGCUCCAGCUAUGCAGUGCCACAUUUUCCGUGUCAUUUUUGCUGCUAAUUGGUCAGCAAACUGGACCGGAACCGCCCUUGUAUUACUGUGCAUAUUCUGCCGCGUUGAUUUAUGCCGCCCCUCCCACGUUGGCAGCUGCCGCUCUUUUUUUUGUGAUUGAGCUCCAUCUUCGAUUAUCCUCGGCUCUUUUUUCCACUCGCAUGAGUGAUACAUUCAUCUAUUGGGUUGCUUGGGGUAUUCCAAUUGUCCAUGGGAUUGUAUUCUGGGUUUCACUCACGAUUGGACUAUCUGAUAUCUCACAACUCAAACGUGACCCAAGUGGUGUCUAUUGCCACAUUAUGGGCAGUAAGAUCCCAACUCUCUUGACUGGAACACUUGUGAUUCUGUUUCUAAGUUCAAUGCUGAUCAUGGAAGUUUUCACUAUUAUUCACUUGGUUCGCCAACGAGCAGCUAUCGAAGCACUCAAGGUCAAGGGAUCAGACUUUCCAUUUCAUCUGUUUUUGCGCACUGUUCUAUAUACAGUCUCUGGCGGCUUUGGUAUUAUCAUGGUUGAUGUUGUGAUGAAUGUCUCAACAUCAGUGACUGUUGUUCUCCUGGCACUGACCCCCCUCUCAGUAGCCCUGAUGUUUGGAACACAGAUGGAAUUAUUACGGGCCAUGUUCUCCUGUUGUUCAAGCAGAAAGAGAGCACCAUUGAAUUCUGGGGUAUAUUCUGUUUGA
This is a messenger RNA of Mycena indigotica, 882 nucleotides long. RefSeq lists its product as uncharacterized. The record is from RefSeq and is a predicted model, not a curated record. The coding region runs from base 1 to 882 and encodes 293 amino acids. The transcript is spliced from 11 exons. NCBI's taxonomy places the organism in Eukaryota, Fungi, Basidiomycota, Agaricomycetes, Agaricales, Mycenaceae.